UCUUAAAUGACGUCACGUCCCGCAAACGCGAUACGCACUGGGUUUUUAUAGACACAGGGUCGCACAUUGCGGUAACAAAUUAUUGUAAACGCGGAAAAAAGAGGAGGUUUCUUUCUACACAGACAGUGCUGCUAUUUACAAAAGACUAUUCAUACGAAAGGCAACAGUUUGUCUCAAAGAUGAAUUUUGAGCAGCCUCCUCCGUACCCAGGCAAUGGCCCCACUGCUCCAGGCUACCCUGGCCAAGGCCCGCCCCAACAGGGCUACCCCCCUCAGGGGUAUCCUCCACAAGGAUACCCUGUAAACAUGGCACAGCCUAAUGCAGCGUACCCCAACUACCCUGCAGGACAGAUGGGCCCCGGGGGUCCGUACCCUGGCCCUGGACAGCCUGCUUAUGGAUACCCUGGUCAAGCACAGCCUGGCUGGCAGGGGGGGCCUCCUCCUGGGCCCAUGUACGGGGAAGCUCCAAAGAACACAGUGUACGUGGUGGAGGACAGGAGAAGGGACGACUCGGGAGACACAUGCCUGACAGCCUGCUGGACGGCUCUGUGUUGCUGCUGUCUGUGGGACAUGCUGACAUAACUUUACCCCCCCCCCCUCAUGUUCGCCCCCCAUUUCUGUGCCUCAAGCCCUCCCCUCAUCUGCCUUAUACCUCACACUCCUUUUACAAAUCCACCCCUCUCCGUCUAUAAAUAAAAGCCUUGAUUCCAAUAUGGAAGCCUCAUCUACCUUGAUGUGACCCCCCCCCCCUCCCAGCACUGACCGGCCCACCUUGUCCAGGGGCUACUCCGUAGCAGCUUGUACCUAGCUUCUCAACGUAACCCUACAUUUCAGGCUACUCUUUAUAAUCUUACAAUAAUGCACACACACAUAAAGAUAAAAACACAUUAACACACGGUACACUUGGAUCUCAGGCUCAUCUGGUGUGAGGCUUUCUUGGCACUUUAUGAUGAUUACCUCUGUAAGAUACUACUCCUGCUUGUCCUGCCAAUCAUUUGCUGCACUCCCUUCUGCUUCGCCGAUGGUAACCCCUUACCGCGGACACCCCCCAACCCCCCACCCCAAAGGCCACCAAGACCCUGGCUGUUGAUGAGCCACAGGCCGCUCUUAAGUCAACGCCUGAAAUGUAUCCCUUUCAGUUGCACAGGGGCUGUUUUUUUGCCGCCGUAUGUCUUCAGGUGGAAUCAUAUGAAUGCGUUUUUAAAGAUGACAGCGAUUUGGUGAUUACUGUUAACAGUCAAUGGCCACAUGUUUUUUUUUUUGUUUUUUUUUUCCAUGAUCUAGCUAUGAAAGAAUAAAAAUCGGAUGUUAUUUUUAUCAUAAACCUUAAAAUAAACUGAAAGUAUGGAGGAAAAAAAGUGCUUGCUUAACAGAAGACACCAAAUGACCUGUCUGAUGCCUUUUGUUUUGCCUUGAUGAAAAACAUUGCAUUAAAAUGAUUUAUUCCCAUAAA
This is a messenger RNA of Pungitius pungitius (ninespine stickleback), 1452 nucleotides long. Its product is annotated as cysteine-rich and transmembrane domain-containing protein 1. The transcript has 3 exons. The record is from RefSeq and is a predicted model, not a curated record. Gene Ontology annotation, cellular component: extracellular exosome. Bases 180 to 581 code for a protein of 133 amino acids. NCBI's taxonomy places the organism in Eukaryota, Metazoa, Chordata, Actinopteri, Perciformes, Gasterosteidae.